Vitrella brassicaformis is the source of this 2266-nucleotide messenger RNA. The record is from the annotation of a GenBank genome assembly. NCBI's taxonomy places the organism in Eukaryota, Vitrellaceae.
AAUCCAGCGUGCUCCCUCGGGAUCGAUGGAGAUCCCUCAUGCUUUCUUGCCAUCGACUAUUUUUGUUGUUUUCUUGUAUCCCCGAUGCCUGCUCAGGGGCCCAAAACAUCAGCAUACGCAGAGCGAUGCACUGGGUCGCUUCUCUUGUCCUUACACGUUCAUCUGACACGGCUGCUCUUCGUUUCUGCCCUUGGCUGCAUUCCCUUGACGCGCUCAUGAUGUCGAAGUUGCUGUGUGCUGCCACAUACACACCGUGGUCAGAAGAAUCAAUCUCUGCCGAACAGGAGCUUUCACGCAAAGCGCCAAACGCAAGGGUCCAUCGUGGGCAUAGCCAGCCCGCCAAGCAACGCAAGCAAGUGCUGCCAACGUUCACCGAGAAAAAGCGGCACGAAAUAACAGUCAAGGUCUGCUAGCAUCGUCAUGCCGUCGCCGGGUGUCUCAGCAUCGCCCUCCCGCACGCAACCGUCACGCAGCGAUGCAUCUGCGGCGGGGAGGUUGACAAGUUUGGCGAUAACUUCUACGUGUGUCACACCGGCCGUGAGCGGGUCACGAGACACAAUAAUAUGCGCAACUUGUUUGUUCGCAUCCUGGCUGAGGCAGAUGUUCCUUCCAAUAUGGAGGUGCCUCUGCACAGCCUCGGCAUCACCCCAUCCGACGACAACCCCAACAGCCAGCGUAUGGACAUCUACUGCGUGAUCGACGGCAGUGAUUACCUGCUCGACGUCACCAUCGCCCAUCCCUGCCGGCCUGAUGACUCCCCCAUCCCCUUCCACCGGACAGUCAACCGGCGCAGUGCGCGUGGCAAGAUGGCUCAGCUUGCGGAGAAAGACAAGAUCGACAAGUAUGGACCAACCGCCCAAGCUGCCGGCUUCCGCUUUGUGCCUCUUGCGGCGGAGACAUUCGGCAGGUGGGGAGAGAAGACCAUGGAUUUUCUCAAGAUGCUCGCCAAGCGGAAGCACCGCCCUACGUCCAUUCCCACGGAGGAGGACACAGCUUUCCGAGAGAGCAUCAUCAACCAUUGGAGCCAGCUCCUGUCCGUCGAGCUGAUGAAGCACAACGCGUUUCAAGUGGCGAGUCGUGCACAACGCGCGGCGGCCGCCAGAGGGCCACGGAGGGCCAGCGCGUUUCCCGAGGACUUCGUCAGCCGCGGGCCAUAUAGGCCACACACCCGCCCCGCUCCGGGCUGUGAGGUGGCUGGCUGGAUCUGGAUUUUGUGAAUGUAUGUAUCAUGAUGCAUGUCUCACGCUUGUUUGCAGUGUGCGGCAUGCAUUUGUUCGCAGUCAAUGAGCGUUGUUCAUUGGGUUUGUAUAUCGUGUCGGCAGAAGGCGAGGCCUGCGGCAUAGACCCGUCCCUGCGCGUGGGGUGCCUGGGCUCCUUGUGGCCCUCACAAAAAUCCUCCCUCAGACGUGACGUCUCCCUCGAUGCCAUCAGUUGUGGUUGGUAUAGGACCGCGGCACGAAGGGCCUCUUGACCUCGUCCUCGUUUUUGCCGUCCAGGUCCGGGCGGGCGAUCGGUGCGUUCGGUGCGUUUGGUGCACGUCGGGUGAGAGUGGGGACGGGUUGUCGUGCCGGUGGAGGGGGAGGAGGUGGGCGGAGAACGAUUCGACCUCGAGGUUGCGGUGCCGGUGCGGGUGCCUCGUCCCCGCUCUCACUGGGAGACUCGAGGUCGAUGACCUCCCGUGAGCGCUCUCUUCUCUCGAUGCACUCGACGGACGCGCGCGUCUAGCGGAUCUGCUGUACGAAGGCCGCUACCACGCGAGGGUCGUCGAGGAUGUGCGGGUAGCGAGGGAGUUCGCGGGUGCGGAGGCGGGGUGGGGUGGGCUCGGAAGCGUGCAGGGGGAGGACGAAGCGGGUGCGGUAGGGGUGCGCUCGGAUGCGACGGAUGAGGGCGCUAACAGCUCGUUGGCGCUGUGCUUCGUAAGCGCAAAUGUCGUCGAGGUCGCUGGUCAGAUCACUCAAGUGUCGGCGCGCGGCCAUGAUGAGAAGUGUGAUCUGCGGGAAGGAACGUGGAUGAGACGCAGGACAUCAAGAUUCAACGCAAGAGCCACGAAGCCGCAAGAAAACCGGUUGAAAAGCCACGAAAGGCGUAGAUCUGGAUAGCCCGGCGCUGCAUGAUUGUCCACCUCUCAGCUUCGCCGUGAGGUGAGAAGGGGUGUUGGGUUUUCCUAGCAGGGUUUCUGCACGCUUAGCUAGCAGACCUGUCCCACUGUUUCGUACCUUCUCGGUGAGCGUUGGCAGCUCUCGUGCGUGUGUUGCUUGGCGGGCUG